CAUUAUUCCCUUGUUGUGCCAAUUCGUUCAACCUUCUUGCUGCAAAUCAUUCGCGAUUGCUUGCGUCUUAAUAUAAUUUGGACAGAGCGAUUCUUUUUGUAUGUUCGUUAUAGAAUCACAAAUGAUGCACGUGAAGACGAAAUGGACGAGAAUAUUCAACAAGUUUCAACGAUGGUCGGUAAUCUGAGAAACAUGGCCAUUGAUAUGAGCACAGAAGUGAGUAAUCAAAAUCGACAGUUGGAUCGUAUUCAGGAGAAGACACAAUCGAAUGAAGUGAGAGUGGAAUCUGCGAAUAAACGUGCAAAUAAAUUGAUCACUAAAUGA
This is a messenger RNA of Anisakis simplex (herring worm), 324 nucleotides long. NCBI's taxonomy places the organism in Eukaryota, Metazoa, Nematoda, Chromadorea, Rhabditida, Anisakidae. The record is from the annotation of a GenBank genome assembly.